Molecule: messenger RNA, 1956 nt
Organism: Oncorhynchus keta (chum salmon)
Lineage: Eukaryota; Metazoa; Chordata; Actinopteri; Salmoniformes; Salmonidae
Product: loricrin-like
Exons: 3
Coding region: 577-1926 (449 amino acids)
Source: RefSeq, a predicted model, not a curated record
CAGACUGGUCCAGUUUGUCACGAUGGGGAGUUACUGUCGGAUGAUCAGACUGGUCCAGUUUAUCACGAUGGGGAGUUACUGUCGGAUGAUCAGACUGGUCCAGUUUAUCACGAUGGGGAGAUACGGUCGGAUGAUCAGACUGAUCCAGUUUAUCACGAUGGGGAGUUACUGUUGGAUGAUCAGACUGGUCUAGUCUGCUGUAUCUUGUUUCACAGAGGGGCCGCCAAUCGGGCUGUGUCAACCGAUUCCCUUUAUUGUCCAGUCUGGUCAAAAGUAGUGCACUAAAUAGGGAAUAUGGUGCCAUUUGGGACACUACCUCAGACAGCUCUAAGUCAUCAGUCUCUGACAGCUAAGAGGCUAGUCGUCCCGCCUCAGUGCUACUGACCAUAAAUCUACCAGAGGUCAUCACAACCACUGUCAUUUAGUGUAAACAAACUGGACACUUCCGUGGUCACCAUGACAAUAAAAACUAUGACAUCUACAGCUUCAGUGCUAACGUGUCGCUGCAGCCUCUUGGCCAGUUGGUUUGUAAAAGAGGAUGUAUCUAUAACCUACAUUAUUAGAUAAAGCUAAUGAAUGAGGUUUUGCUCCACCUCUUCUUAUGAAAUGACUGAUUUGAGAACUACUAUUACCUCUACCUACAUAUACAUGUGGAGGCUAUAUACAGGGUGUUACGGUACUGAGUCAAUGUGGAGGCUAUAUACAGGGUGUUACGGUACUGAGUCAAUGUGGAGGCUAUAUACAGGGUGUUACGGUACAGAGUCAAUGUGGAGGCUAUAUACAGGGUGUUACGGUACUGAGUCAAUGUGGAGGCUAUAUACAGGGUGUUACGGUACAGAGUCAAUGUGGAGGCUAUAUACAGGGUGUUACGGUACUGAGUCAAUGUGGAGGCUAUAUACAGGGGGUACCGGUACAGAGUCAAUGUGGAGGCUAUAUACAGGGUGUUACGGUACUGAGUCAAUGUGGAGGCUAUAUACAGGGGUACUGGUACAGAGUCAAUGUGGAGGCUAUAUACAGGGUGUUACGGUACAGAGUCAAUGUGGAGGCUAUAUACAGGGUGUUACGGUACAGAGUCAAUGUGGAGGCUAUAUACAGGGUGUUACGGUACAGAGUCAAUGUGGAGGCUAUAUACAGGGUGUUACGGUACAGAGUCAAUGUGGAGGCUAUAUACAGGGGGUACCGGUACAGAGUCAAUGUGGAGGCUAUAUACAGGGUGUUACGGUACAGAGUCAAUGUGGAGGCUAUAUACAGGGUGUUACGGUACAGAGUCAAUGUGGAGGCUAUAUACAGGGUGUUACGGUACAGAGUCAAUGUGGAGGCUAUAUACAGGGGGUACCGGUACAGAGUCAAUGUGGAGGCUAUAUACAGGGUGUUACGGUACAGAGUCAAUGUGGAGGCUAUAUACAGGGGGUACCGGUACAGAGUCAAUGUGGAGGCUAUAUACAGGGGGUACCGGUACAGAGUCAAUGUGGAGGCUAUAUACAGGGUGUUACGGUACAGAGUCAAUGUGGAGGCUAUAUACAGGGGGUACCGGUACAGAGUCAAUGUGGAGGCUAUAUACAGGGUGUUACGGUACAGAGUCAAUGUGGAGGCUAUAUACAGGGGGUACCGGUACAGAGUCAAUGUGGAGGCUAUAUACAGGGUGUUACGGUACAGAGUCAAUGUGGAGGCUAUAUACAGGGUGUUACGGUACAGAGUCAAUGUGGAGGCUAUAUACAGGGGGUACCGGUACAGAGUCAAUGUGGAGGCUAUAUACAGGGGGUACCGGUACAGAGUCAAUGUGGAGGCUAUAUACAGGGGGUACAGAGUCAAUGUGGAGGCUAUAUACAGGGGGUACUGGUACAGAGUCAAUGUGGAGGCUAUAUACAGGGGGUACCGGUUCAGAGUCGAUAUGCGGGGGGCAGCGCAUGUGACAAAUACAUUUAGAUUUUAAAAAUAUGCAAAUGAUGUUGUGUU